AUGAACUUUAUGCAAACUUUAUUUAAAUACUCCCUAAUGAUCCCCUCAAACCUGGAUAGUGGUGCAUGUCCCCUGGGGCAGUUCCCAUGCGGAAAUCUCUCUGUGUGCUUACCUCAACUUCUGCACUGCAAUGGGCACAAAGACUGUGCAAACGGUGCUGAUGAGGAAAACUGCGUGGAUAACCAUGGAUGGCCUAAGCUGUUCGAUACCAUCCAGAGCGCCAGAGGCAAUCAAGCAAACCAAGACGAAGAGACACAUGAAUAUGAAUGUGAACUUGAUAUUUACCCUGAGAACUGUGACUGCAAGAAGCGCUUUGUAAACUGCUCAGGUCGGGAGUUACAGUUUGUCCCUCCAGUGUCCAUCAAUGUGACUGCUCUCGAUCUAAAGGACAAUAAAAUCAAAUUUUUGCCUGAUGAGGUUUUUCGUCAUUAUCAGAACUUGGAGAAACUCCUCCUCCAAAACAACAGACUGCGAGCUAUCUCACGUCUGACAUUCUCAGGACUUUUCAACCUAAAGAUGCUCUUCCUCAGUGACAAUCGGAUCAAGGUCCUGAAGGCUGAUGUGUUCCGAGAUCUUCACUCAUUGGAAUGGCUGAUAUUAGAUAAUAACAGAGUUUCUCAGAUCUUCCCUGGAGCAUUUACGGGUCUGAAUUCUCUGUAUUUCUUGUACAUGCUCAACAAUUCCAUUACUGAAAUUCCAAAUAGUUCCUUAUGCUUAGAAAUGCCUCGUCUUAACUGGUUGGACCUGGAAGGAAAUCAAAUGCAUACCAUCCGUGACUCUGUCUUUCAAGAGUGUAUAACUGUUCUGAUCCUGCGCAGAAACAAAAUAAGCAGAAUUCAACAAGGGGCCUUAACCCAAAUGAACAAACUAGUGGAUCUAGAUCUCUCUGUUAAUCAGAUUGCUGACCUUCCGCCUUCACUGUUCACUAACUCGCAGGAGCUUCAACAGUUGAAUAUUUCUUUCAACCCUCUGAAGCACAUCCCCCACAAUCAGUUUGAUCUUUUGACCGACCUGCAGUCUCUAAUCAUGGAGGAUAUAGAGAUACCAAAUAUCCAUAACCGCAUGUUUUCAAGUCUGGUUAACCUGUCUCACAUAUACUUCAAAAAAUUCCAGUACUGCAGUCAUGCUCCUCAUGUUCGCAGCUGCAAACCCAAUAGUGAUGGCAUCUCUUCCUUUGAGAACAUGUUGGCGAAUAUAUUGCUGCGGGUCUUUGUGUGGGUGAUGGCCUGUGUUACCUGCUUUGGAAACCUGUUUGUGAUCUGCAUGAGGUCCUUCAUAGUCACGGAAAACUGCCAGCAUGCCAUGUCUAUCAAGUCUCUCUGCUGUGCAGACUGCCUGAUGGGCUUCUACCUCUUCUGCCUUGGUGCAUAUGAUAUAAAAUUUCAGGGUGAAUACAACAAACAUGCCCAGGUCUGGAUGGAGAGCAGGGAAUGUAAACUGGUUGGCUCGUUGGCCAUGCUGUCCUCUGAAGUCUCUGUUCUCAUGCUCACAUAUAUGACGCUGGAGAAGUAUCUGUGCAUUGUCUUUCCAUUUAGUCACUUCCGAGCAGGACGCACACAAACUAUAGGAACACUUGCCAUCAUUUGGAGCCUUGGCUUGUUAAUCACCAUCAUUCCUUUCUUCAGUUAUGACACAUUUGGCAAUUUCUAUGGCAGAAAUGGGGUGUGCUUCCCGCUACAGUCAGAUAGCACAGAAAAAUCUGGAGCUCGGGGAUACUCUAUCAGCAUAUUCCUUGGGCUGAAUAUGUCGGCUUUUGUCACCAUCGUCUUUUCCUACAGCAGCAUGUUUUACUCUAUUCACAAGACAGGAGCCAAAACAGCCGAGCGUAGUGUACUCUCCCGAGAGGUGACCAUAGCCAAGAGGUUCUUCUUCAUUGUCUUCACAGAUGCCCUCUGCUGGAUCCCCAUCUUUUUAUUGAAGGCUGUUUCACUAACAGAGGCAGAGAUCCCAGGUACAAUUACCUCCUGGAUUGUGAUCUUCAUUUUGCCAAUUAACAGUGCCCUAAAUCCCAUUCUGUACACGAUGACAACCUCUUCCUUCCAGGAGAAGCUCAAGCAAUGCUUACAAAGUAAAAGACACCAACUGCAGGAGUCUGGGAAAAGCUUUACUUUGGUUUCUAUUCACACCAACACAGCCUGA
This is a messenger RNA of Bufo bufo (common toad), 2139 nucleotides long. RefSeq names its product relaxin receptor 1-like. The record is from RefSeq and is a predicted model, not a curated record. Gene Ontology annotation, cellular component: membrane. The coding region runs from base 1 to 2139 and encodes 712 amino acids. Gene Ontology annotation, molecular function: G protein-coupled receptor activity; protein binding. The transcript has 18 exons. Gene Ontology annotation, biological process: G protein-coupled receptor signaling pathway. Lineage: Eukaryota; Metazoa; Chordata; Amphibia; Anura; Bufonidae.